CGCGGGGGUGGUGACUCGCAGAGCGGCGCGGGCGGCGCUGGGAGGUGGCCGCCGAGAGGCUUUAGCGGUUCCGCUUUUAUGGCCGCUCUGCCGCCCCGCUGGGCCGGCUGGGACAGCGGCAGGGCCGGGGGCGGUGGAUUAGCUGGAGGGCUGUACGAAGCGCCGGGGGAGCGCAGCAUGUGAAGCGGGAGGCCGCCGCGCGGGGCAGAAUAAAGAGGGGAUCCUUCUGCGCGGCGAGAGCCGGACGGACAGUCCGCCGGCAUGGCUACGACGGCGGAGCUCUUCGAGGAGCCUUUUGUGGCAGAUGAGUACAUUGAACGUCUGGUGUGGAGAACUCCUGGAGGAGGCUCUCGAGGAGGACCUGAAGCUUUUGAUCCCAAAAGAUUGUUAGAAGAAUUUGUAAAUCAUAUUCAAGAACUGCAGAUAAUGGAUGAAAGGAUUCAGAGGAAGGUCGAGAAACUGGAACAGCAGUGUCAGAAAGAAGCCAAGGAAUUUGCUAAGAAAGUACAAGAACUCCAGAAAAGCAAUCAGGUUGCCUUUCAACAUUUCCAAGAAUUAGAUGAGCAUAUCAGCUAUGUAGCAACUAAGGUCUGUCACCUUGGUGACCAGCUGGAGGGGGUAAACACACCACGGCAACGAGCCGUGGAGGCUCAGAAACUGAUGAAAUACUUUAAUGAGUUUCUAGAUGGAGAGUUGAAGUCUGAUGUUUUUAAAAACUCUGAAAAGAUAAAGGAGGCAGCUGACAUUAUUCAAAAGUUACACCUAAUUGCCCAGGAGUUACCCUUUGAUAGAUUUUCUGAAGUAAAAUCAAAAAUAGCAAGUAAGUACCAUGAUUUGGAAUGCCAGCUUAUUCAGGAGUUUACUAAUGCUCAAAAAAGGGGUGAAAUCUCCAGAAUGAGAGAAGUGGCAGCAGUUUUACUUCACUUUAAGGGUUAUUCUCACUGUGUUGAUGUAUAUAUAAAGCAAUGCCAAGAGAAUGCUAAUUUGAGAAGUGAUAUAUUUGAAGAUACGGCAAUACUCUGCCAACGUGUAAAUAAGCAAGUUGGAGAUAUAUUUAGUAGUCCAGAAACAGUACUGGCCAAACUUAUACAAAAUGUAUUUGAAAUCAAAUUGCAGAGUUUUGUGAAAGACCAGUUAGAAGAAUGUAGGAAGUCUGAUGCAGAACAGUAUCUUAAAAAUCUCUAUGAUCUUUAUACAAGAACUACCAAUCUUUCCAGCAAGUUGAUGGAGUUUAACUUAGGUACUGAUAAACAGACUUUCUUGUCUAAGCUUAUCAAAUGCAUUUUCAUUUCCUAUUUGGAGAACUAUAUUGAGGUGGAGAUUGGUUAUUUGAAAAGCAGAAGUGCUAUGAUCCUACAACGCUAUUAUGAUUCAAAAAAUCAUCAGAAGAGAUCCAUAGGUACAGGAGGCAUUCAAGAUUUGAAAGAGAGAAUCAGACUACGGACCAAUUUACCACUUGGGCCCAGUAUUGAUACACAUGGUGAAACCUUCCUCUCCCAAGAAGUGGUAGUUAAUCUUUUACAGGAAACUAAACAAGCCUUUGAAAGAUGUCAUAGGCUUUCUGACCCAUCUGAUUUGCCAAGGAAUGCCUUUAGAAUUUUUACUGUUCUUGUGGAAUUUUUGUGUAUUGAGCAUAUUGAUUAUGCCUUGGAAACAGGACUUGUUGGAAUUCCUUCUUCAGAUUCUAAAAAUGCAAAUCUCUACUUUUUGGAUGUUGUGCAACAGGCCAACACUAUUUUUCACCUUUUUGACAAGCAAUUUAAUGAUCACCUUAUGCCACUGAUAAGCUCUUCUCCUAAGUUAUCUGAAUGCCUUCAGAAGAAAAAAGACAUAAUUGAACAAAUGGAGAUGAAACUGGAUACUGGUAUUGAUAGGACAUUGAAUUGUAUGAUUGGACAGAUGAAGCAUAUCUUGACUGCAGAACAAAAGAAGACUGACUUUAAACCAGAAGAUGAAAAUAAUGUUCUGAUUCAGUACACUAAUGCAUGUGUUAAAGUCUGUGGUUAUGUCAGGAAGCAAGUGGAAAAGAUAAGGAAUUCCAUGGAUGGGAAGAAUGUGGACACAGUUUUGAUGGAAUUUGGAGUACGUUUUCAUCGACUUAUUUAUGAACAUCUUCAACAAUAUUCCUAUAGUUGUAUGGGUGGCAUGUUAGCAAUUUGUGAUGUGGCUGAAUACAGGAAAUGUGCCAAAGACUUCAAGAUUCCACUGGUAUUACAGCUUUUUGAUACUCUGCACGCACUUUGCAACCUUCUGGUAGUAGCCCCAGAUAAUUUAAAGCAGGUCUGCUCUGGAGAACAACUUGCUAAUCUGGACAAGAACAUACUUCACUCCUUUGUGCAACUCCGGGCUGACUAUCGAUCUGCCCGCCUGGCUCGGCACUUCAGCUGAGGUUGAGUUGGAAAGAGAAACUUGAUGUACUUUGCCCAAGCCUUGAUUUUUAGAAAGCACAGAGUAUUCCUUACUGAAUAGCCACAUUUUUACAGGAAAAUGACUUUUCAGAACAAUAUGGCAGCCAUAUUUAAACUUGAGAUUUUAUUGGGGGGAAAUGGAGACUGAUAGUCACAUUUUGCAAUUUUCUCUAAUGAUUUCAGCCAAACCUUGUAUUGUAAAUUUCUUGUCACUGUUUUCACCAUGCGAGUUAUUUACGUGGAAAGGCAAAUAAGACGUUACCAGGGUUUGUUCUUUAUCUGAUUCCAUUUAGCGACUUUAACUAUGAUGCUUAGCACAGGUUUAAAGCUGACCCAAAAUACGUUUGCUCAUCGCUUUUAAUGAUUUCUUCACUACAACCGAUCAAAUUGGUAUUAACCAAAUUCUUUUAAGGUGUUCAUAAGUAAUUUUCCAUCAUCUUAUAUGUUAUCCUACUUUGCAUAAUUUCUGCAAUUUUUCUGAGAUAUAACACUAAUCUAAAAAUGAUGUAAUAAACUAAAUUGGUGAAGCUGUUUUAUACAGAUGUUAGUCAGGGGCCUUCAACAAUAUAUUUGCUUUUGGCUUAACUCAAGAAGGUUUACAAUAUCUUGUUUGGUACAUAAAUCUUAAACAUGUCCUAUCAAGAAAUAUAUAUAUAUAUAGCCACCCCAUUUUAGAUUUUGUUACUCUAAGGUAUAAGGUGGGGUAUCUUUAUAGAAAGGACUACUUUUUUAUUUUAAAAUUAUAAGGGAAAUAAAAGGAUGAGAUAUAAUUUAAACACAUGAAAAUGUUCAUUUUUAGGAGUAGUGCUGUUUUAAAGAUUUCUGUCUUUAAAAAAUGAAAGAAUAUUCAGAAAGUCUGUCCUCCAUUUGAAGUUGAAUUGGAAGUUCAUGUGCAGCCAGCCAACUAAUCUUUCAGACAAAUUCAUUACCAAGACUGGUGGCCCAGACCCCACAAUUUCUGCCUCUCUCCUUCCUUAAGGUAUUUCUGAAAUGGAUUCCUGUUGUAGGCAAGUGAUUGAGCCAACCUAAUGUAGUGAUAGUAGAUUAAAAUACUUAGGAUAGCUUUGCCACCAAGUGGAAAUUUAGACUGUAGCUGAGCAAUUGGCUCUGCUUAAUUGAGCAGUAAGAAAACAUUCUAUAUUGGCCUGUUUCUUUUACUAAUCUCUGUAUUCUGUUCCUAGUCUUUAAGGAAUAGAACGUCUUCAAUAUUCAACUUAUGCUAACAUCCUUUAACACAACCACAGGCUUCUCUUUUCUAUUUUUAGAAAUAGGUUAUCUUCUGAAAAAUCUGUUAUUUCUUAAUAUUCAGUUGUCCUUACCCAAAUUCUUGAACUUUCUAGACCCUGGGGAUAGAUAUAAAGCAAGUCAGUAUUUACUGGUUUGUCUUCAUUUGUUCUUAGCACAGUAUUAUCAAGGUAAGCAAGGGAAAUAUAAAGUAUGCCAGAUUUUAUGAAAUCAUUCUGGAAAACUGGCAACUUUAAACAGCUGUAUAGUUCUGUUUCUUAGCAAAGAGAGAGCCACGGCAAGUUUUGGAUACUAGAAAAAGGCACAUAAAUGUACUAUUGACAUUUUAGAAAGCUUUGAUAUGAAUUCAAAUGAUACCUCUGUUACUUAAAGCCAACAAUUUUAAAGCAUUGGCUUUAAUGGCCACUUAAAAAAUGUUUGUAUACUGUGUCAAUUUGUAAACACUUUUAGUUAUUAAAUAAAACAUUAGAUGUCAUUUUAAGACUUCAAAUCAUAGAUGUGCUUCAAAGUUAUUUUGUAUGUUUCAGUUCGUUUUAAAGAUGUAAAAUGUAUGCUUGUUUAAAUAUUUUGUUAGCUAUAUUUUCCAUGUUUGAGUUCUGUGCGAUAUUUUUAUUAUGUCCAUUAUAAAGAUAGUGACAGAAAAACCCACAGUACUUAAAUUUUAGACAUGUAAACAUCCUUGCUCAAUAAACAAAUUCCCUAAA
Messenger RNA from Phascolarctos cinereus (koala), 4357 nucleotides. It is a transcript of the gene EXOC5, whose product is annotated as exocyst complex component 5. The record is from RefSeq and is a predicted model, not a curated record. Gene Ontology annotation, biological process: Golgi to plasma membrane transport; exocytosis. Gene Ontology annotation, cellular component: cytoplasm; exocyst. Lineage: Eukaryota; Metazoa; Chordata; Mammalia; Diprotodontia; Phascolarctidae.